GUGGGGGGGGGAUGGCGGAGCGGGCACCCGAGCCUGAGGCGGAGGCCAGCGCAGGCAGGGAGGCGGCGGCGGAGGCGGCCGAGGAAGGCGCGGCGGGCCGCAAGGCGCGAGGCCGGCCGCGACUCACCGAGUCCGACCGGGCCCGGAGGCGGCUCGAGUCCCGGAAGAAGUACGACGUGCGGCGCGUAUACCUGGGCGAGGCGCACGGCCCCUGGGUGGACCUGAGGCGCCGCAGCGGCUGGAGCGACGCCAAGCUCGCCGCCUACCUCAUCUCGCUGGAGCGUGGCCAGCGCAGCGGCCGCCACGGGAAGCCUUGGGAGCAAGUCCCCAAAAAGCCAAAGAGGAAGAAAAGGCGGCGACGCAAUGUGAACUGCCUGAAGAACGUGGUAAUCUGGUAUGAAGACCACAAGCACCGCUGCCCAUAUGAGCCUCACCUGGCCGAACUGGACCCCACUUUUGGCCUGUACACCACAGCUGUGUGGCAGUGUGAGGCUGGCCACCGUUACUUCCAGGACCUGCAUUCUCCUCUCAAACCCCUCAGCGACUCAGAGCCUGAAAGUGACAAAGGUGUGUGCACAGGGCAGGGCACCAGGGACAGCAGGCAUGGGGGGAGGGGGGGUCUGUACAUUCCACAUAGCUGGAGCCCAGAGCCUGAAUUAGUAAAGCUGCCUUUUGACCCCAGUGACCCUGAGGGUCCCCAAAACCACGUCAACCUUGUGCAUCGGAAAGGGAAGACCAAAGUGUGCCCUCACCCUGGCUGUGGCAAGAAGUUCUAUCUGUCCAACCACCUGCGGCGGCACAUGAUCAUCCACUCAGGUGUCCGAGAGUUCACCUGCGAGACCUGCGGCAAGUCUUUCAAGAGAAAGAACCACCUGGAGGUCCACCGGCGCACGCACACUGGGGAGACGCCCCUACAGUGCGAGAUAUGUGGGUACCAGUGCCGGCAGCGCGCAUCGCUCAACUGGCACAUGAAGAAGCAUACGGCAGAGGUGCAGUACAACUUCACGUGUGAGCGCUGUGGCAAGCGCUUUGAGAAGCUGGACAGUGUCAAGUUCCAUACGCUCAAGAGCCACCCGGACCACAAGCCCACCUGACCCGCCCGGCCCUUAGCCUCUAUUUAUUCGUGCUCGGGCUUGUUGGAUAGAGCCUGACAGCCACAGGGGCCUCCCUGACCGCAGGCCGGAAGGAGGCGCCCCCUUCUCCACCAUGUUCUAGGGCUGGGUCCUCUGGGCAGGUCCCCCACCCUGCCCCAUCACGUCCCAUUUAUGGAGCUGGCGUUGGGGGUUGCACUGUUGAACUGUCAAGAGCACAGAGUGAGAUUAAAGUGUGAGUGAGCA
Nannospalax galili (Upper Galilee mountains blind mole rat) is the source of this 1337-nucleotide messenger RNA. It is a transcript of the gene Znf653, whose product is annotated as zinc finger protein 653. The transcript is spliced from 7 exons. Lineage: Eukaryota; Metazoa; Chordata; Mammalia; Rodentia; Spalacidae. Bases 12 to 1094 code for a protein of 360 amino acids. Gene Ontology annotation, biological process: regulation of transcription by RNA polymerase II. Gene Ontology annotation, cellular component: nucleus. The record is from RefSeq and is a predicted model, not a curated record. Gene Ontology annotation, molecular function: transcription coregulator activity.